AUGUUGCUCAUCUUGCAGUUUCCACGGCAGUCUGAUGCCUCCAUGGUGUCACUUCUCUACCUUCGACUCAUGACCCUUGUUUAUGUGCUUGAAGCCACUGAGCGCUAUAGUCUGCAUUUGCUGCAGACUCGCAUCCUGAUUGCUUACUACGAGUUCGGCCAUGGGAUGAUGGCGGCGGCCGCCGCUUCCGUCGCAGGAUGUGCCAAAGUUGCAGGGUUUCUCGGUCUUUCGCCGCGGUCGGUAGUCGCCGACGAUUUGAUAGUGACUGAGGAGAGACGACGGGCAUGGUGGGCACUGCAUAACCUAGACAGACACAUGGCUCUUGCUUGCGGAGACUUCAUGUUUACCAUCCCAGAUCCUUACCAAAGCGACGAUUUCCCAUGUAACGAUCGAGACUGGUUUGCCGGGACUGUUGGCCCGACCGCAAGAGUUGGGACUGCAUCGGACGCCAAAUUUGGCCAAUUUGCGCGAGAAUGCCAGAUUCACCAUCUGGUGACACGUGUAGUGCGGCACAUUUACGAGCCUGCCGCCGAUGAAGUGUUCCAGCUGGAAGAAGCCGUGCAACUUGAACGCACACUCCUACACUUCUUGCCGUUACUAGAGCGGACCGAUUUGACUUAUGGCCGUGCAUUGUUUCUUUUCUACAGCCGUCUGACAUCCGGACGAGGUCCGAUACCUCCCGACAGACUCGCAGCCAUGGAACCAGUUGCGGUCACUAUCUACAACUACGCUGGACGAUGUUACACUUCGGAAGGUGACUUCGACUACGACACACUUUCUCCUUACAUAAUGCUAUCCAUCUACCAGGCCGCCGUUGUGUAUGUACACUUGCAACGACUAUCAGACGAGCAGAAGUACGCGGGCGGCCUCGAACGGCUUCAGAUCGUGCUGAAGAAUUUCUCCAGAAGAUGGGCUGCCGCGACAACUUAUAUUAACCUGCUUGAAAGUCCAGCCCCGGAUCUUCUACCAGACUGGCGAAGGAUCGAGUAA
Messenger RNA from Cyphellophora attinorum, 990 nucleotides. RefSeq lists its product as uncharacterized. Gene Ontology annotation, cellular component: nucleus. Gene Ontology annotation, molecular function: zinc ion binding; DNA binding. Lineage: Eukaryota; Fungi; Ascomycota; Eurotiomycetes; Chaetothyriales; Cyphellophoraceae. The transcript has 5 exons. Bases 1 to 990 code for a protein of 329 amino acids. Gene Ontology annotation, biological process: DNA-templated transcription. The record is from RefSeq and is a predicted model, not a curated record.